Molecule: messenger RNA, 518 nt
Organism: Ornithorhynchus anatinus (platypus)
Lineage: Eukaryota; Metazoa; Chordata; Mammalia; Monotremata; Ornithorhynchidae
Gene: LGALS1
Product: galectin 1
Exons: 4
Coding region: 49-459 (136 amino acids)
Molecular function (GO): laminin binding; carbohydrate binding
Source: RefSeq, a predicted model, not a curated record
GACUUCGACAGCACCCCUCCAACUCCCAGAAGCAGCAGCAUCGGUGUCAUGGCUUGUCAGGGACUGGUCGCCACUAACCUGAACCUCAAAGCCGGAGAGUGCGUCAAAGUCAAGGGGGAUGUUGCCCCAGGAGCCAAGAGCUUUGUGCUGAACCUGGGCAAGGACAAUGCCAACUUGUGCCUGCAUUUCAACCCUCGCUUCGACAUCCAUGGCGACGUGAACACCAUCGUGUGCAACUCCAAGGAUGAGGGCGUGUGGGGAAAGGAGCAGCGGGAGACCGCUUUUCCCUUCCUGCCUGGGAGCCCGGCCGAGGUCUGCGUCUCCUUCGACCAGACGGAGCUGACGGUGAAGCUCCCAGACGGGCAGGCGUUCAAAUUUCCCAACCGGCUGAACCUGGAUGCCAUCAAUUACCUCGCUGCCGAGGGUGACUUCAAGAUCAAGUGUGUGGCCUUCGAGUGACCCAGCUGCCCUUCUUGCCUUCCCAGAGGCCCAAAUAAAUACCAAAGCAGUUUCUUAAA